Dibothriocephalus latus is the source of this 267-nucleotide messenger RNA. The record is from the annotation of a GenBank genome assembly. NCBI's taxonomy places the organism in Eukaryota, Metazoa, Platyhelminthes, Cestoda, Diphyllobothriidea, Diphyllobothriidae.
AUGGAACGGGUCUAUACAGGGAAGAUACAGCGCUACUCUACGACGGAAGUGGAAGACAACCUUCGACGUCUCCUACAGAAGCCGCCUGCUUACCCUAUUCCCAUCUACCGGCAGUCUUCUCGGUCCGUGGCGCAACCUACCGGCGUAGAUCCGUUCCAUAUAGUCCUCUGCAGCAACAGCGACGUCAAUCACCGUUGCUCCUGCAUCAUUACAGAGGAUAAGGUCAGGCUCACAGAAGGUGUUGCCUUCCGGGAUGUGGGGCCCUAG